This is a messenger RNA of Sardina pilchardus (European sardine), 965 nucleotides long. RefSeq names its product glutathione peroxidase 1-like. The record is from RefSeq and is a predicted model, not a curated record. Gene Ontology annotation, molecular function: glutathione peroxidase activity. Gene Ontology annotation, biological process: glutathione metabolic process; hydrogen peroxide catabolic process; response to selenium ion. The transcript is spliced from 2 exons. Lineage: Eukaryota; Metazoa; Chordata; Actinopteri; Clupeiformes; Clupeidae. Gene Ontology annotation, cellular component: cytosol; mitochondrion.
AUGGCGGGCAACAUUAAGAAGUUCUACGACCUUUCUGCAAAACUCUUGACGGGGGAACCCUUCAAAUGUUCCUCUCUGAAAGGGAAAGUUGUUCUCAUUGAGAAUGUUGCGUCCCUUUGAGGAACAACCGUCAGGGACUACACUCAGAUGAACGACCUCCAUUCGCGGUACUCCGCCGAGGGGCUCGUUAUUCUGGGGGUUCCCUGCAAUCAGUUCGGGCAUCAGGAGAAUGCCAACAACGACGAGAUCCUGAAUUGCCUGAAGUAUGUCCGGCCAGGCCAGGGCUUUGAACCCAAAAUCACCCUCUUGGAGAAAAGCGAUGUCAACGGUCAGGAGGCCCAUCCUCUCUUCACAUUCCUCAGGGAGCGGCUCCCAUUCCCUCACGACGACGCCACCUCGCUCAUGGCCGACCCCAAGUACAUCAUCUGGAGUCCCGUGUCUCGCACCGACGUGUCCUGGAACUUCGAGAAGUUCCUGGUGGGUCGUGACGGACAGCCCUUUAAGCGCUACAGUCGUCGGUUCCUCACCAAAGACCUGGAGGCCGACAUCAAGGAGCUCCUCAGCCGGGGGAAGUAAUCCACGCCCUCCCAGAUGACAAAGGGGUGGUGAGGGGCAGAUAGGGAAACCAGACCCCUGGAGAAGGUGAUAGGGCCCAGUGUCUGUUGCUCUAGUGUCCUUGAUUAACCUCCGUCCCCACCCCUCCCUGCAGUCUAUCUAUCCCUCCCCGAGAUGUCUUGUCUUAGCAGCAUGCCUGCACUCCACACAGAUGGGAACUACCGCAGAGGGAGCAAGUUUACUGAAUGAUGGCACCCCUUGAAAUCAUUGUGAGAGGCGUGCUUGAUGUAUUUGACUUGUAACGGCCUCCUUUCUGCUACAGUGUCUUGUUUAUGUGGAGUUGGUUGCAUAACACUUUUCACCAAUAAACGUGAGUGCUUCACAUGAAGUAUUGUGUAUAAAAAAAAUAA